AGGGUUUGUAUACAUGAACCAGUAUGGCGCGACUUCGAUAACCGAUCAUUUCUCAUUUCAUCCUCCGUCGACCCUUAGCAUUGCACGAGAAAACCCUAGUUUUCUACGAUGGUGAACUGGAGGAUUAGGCAAGAAUGGGAGGAAUACGAUCUCCAAAGCUCAUACGCUGACAAUCCAUGUAUGUUCUCGAUACGAUUGAACUAUGGUGGAGUUUUUACGAAGUUUCCAGGCCGCAAAUACAUAAAGGGGAAAAUGAAAUAUAUUGAUGGCAUUGAUAGUGACUUGUUCUCGGUGCAUGAUAUGGACGAGAUAAUGGUAUUGCUUGAUUGUGUGGAACCAGGUAAAAGUAUUUAUUAUCAUUUCAAACGACCAACCUGGGAUUUAGAUUUUGGGUUGUAUGCUUUGGGUUGUGACGAAGAUAUAAACCACUUUAGGUCAUACGUGUAUGAACACAAGGUGAUAGAAGUGUAUACAGAGUUUUGGGAAACCAAGCUGCAUACGUAUCAAAUGUCCCCAAACCCUGCAAAGAUAAAGAUACACGAAAUUCCUGAGUCCCUUUGUCGUAAAAGCUUGUUAUUGACAUGGUCAAAUUCAAGGGAUUGUCCUAGUGAAGAAGCCCCUGUUUUUGAGAAUGUAGAAACUAUGGACGAACCCCCUAGUACAUUACUUGAAACAACCUUGGAACAACCCCUUGUUACAUUGAGUGAAACAGUUGAGUCAACCCCUGCCUAUAUACCAAGAAUUGAAAGCCCUUUGACUGAACCAAUGAUAGGAAGCACAUGUCCUAAUGUUGAUGGUUGGGAUGAAACAUUUGAAGGGUGUGAACCUUUUGGUGGGACUCCUAUGGAACAAGAUGAACCAAAUAGUGAAAAAGCAGGUGAAGACAGUCAAGCUAGUAAAGACAGGCAUGAUAGUGAUGACACUGAAGAUAGUGAAUACAGUCAAGAUAGUGAUUACAUAGUUGAUGAAGAUAAUUUGUUAGAUGAUCCAGAGGUUGAUAUGAAGAACUUUCACCUCAACAUUGACAAAGAGGUGGAAUGGGUUGGAAGUUUUCCUGAUGAUCGAGAUGAAGCAGUAGAAGGUGAUGAAGAAUUAGAUGUUAUAAACACUGAAGAAUUUGUAUCUGCAUCUUCAUCAGAUGAGGGUGAAGCUAGUAAAAAAAGGAAGAAGAUAAGAGAUUUACGAAGAGCACAUAAGAAUGAAGCAGCUGCUGUCAAAGAUCCAUUUUACAUCCACCAGACUUUUAGCACAGCCAAGGAAGUUAAACAACAAAUUUAUCUUCAUUCCAUACAGAGUAGAAGGGAGUUAGACUUCGUCAAGAAUGACAAAAAUAGGAUUAGAGUGGUUUGCAAAGGGACAAUACCAAACCUUGGGAUAUUAGAAACAGGUGGGACCAGCAAAAGUAAUGACAAAGUGGGACCAAGUCAAAAGAAAAAGAAAGUGAAAGAUGGUUCUAUUCAUAAAUGCCCAUGGGUCCUACUAGUGAGUAAAUGGAAAAAAGACAUUAACUGGACUGUUAAGACCUAUGAAAAGCAACAUACGUGCCUUCAAACAAGGAAAAUUAGGGCAUGUAACUACAAGUUUCUCUCUGAACAGAUUGUUGACACAGUGGAGGCAAACCCAGAAAUACCACUUAGAGCAUUACGUGAGAUGCUUGAGAAGAAAUACCAACUUGGAUUGUCAGACAUGAAAGUUCAUAUGGCGAAAACGAAAGCCCUGGAAUCAAUUAGGGGAGAUUUUGCUGCUCAGUACUCAUGUCUAAGAGACUACUUACAGGAGGUGCAGACAGGGAAAAGAGAUUUACUAGGGCUUGAUGGUGCAUUCAUGAAGGGUCCAUACCAUGGUAUGAUCUUGACAGCAGUGGGUUUAGAUGGGAACAAUUGCACAUACCCUUUGGCAUAUUCAGUUGUUGAAGCAGAGAACUUUAAUUCAUGGACCUGGUUUUUAACUAGCUUAGGAGAUGAUCUUGGUUUGUAUGCAAACUCCAACUUCACUUUCAUAUCAGAUAGACAGAAGGGGUUAUUGCCUGCACUUGAGAAACUUUUCCCAGCAGCAGAGCAUAGAUAUUGCCUAAGGCAUCUUCAUGAGAACAUGAAACAUAAAUGGAGGGGCAAGGAAUUCAAGGAUUGUCUUUGGAAAUGUGCAACAUGUACCACCAUACCACAAUUCAACAGUGUCAUGGAAGAACUAAAGAAACUUAACAGUGAAGCAUAUGACUGGCUUAAUUCUAUUCCACCUAAUCACUGGUCCAGAUCCCACUUCUCAGGGAGGGCACAUUGUGAUGCUUUGUUGAAUAAUAUGUGUGAGAGUUUGAAUAGCAAGAUAGUGAAGGGUCGUGAUAAGCCAAUUAUCAGCUGCUUGGAGUUUAUUAGGGAGUAUAUCAUGAGGAAAAUUGUCAUGGUUCAAAAAGAAAUUGAUAAAGCUAAUGGCCCAUUAACUCCUACAGCCACUAAGACCCUUGAAAAAAUUAAAGAAAGGGCAGUACAGUGUAGGGCAGUGUUCUGUGGCAAUGGGAAGUACCAGGUAACAGGCAUACCCUGCAAACAUAGUAUAGCAGCUAUAUGGGAUAUGAGGCUCAAUAAUGAAAAUGUUGGAAUACCUGAGACAUGGGUACACCCAACUUAUUGUCUCAAGACUUGGAAAGAAAUGUAUGUCUUCAAAGUUGAACCUAUUAAUGGGAGGUUAUUGUGGGAAAAAAGCACAUGUCCUACCAAGUUGAUACCACCAAAGUAUCGUGUCCCUAUUGGCAGACCAAAAAAAAAGAGAAGAAGAUCUGCAACAGAAGAUGAUGGAGUGUCCACAAAAUGGAAAUCUGUAACAUGCACAAAAUAUGGAAAUGUGGGCCAUAAUGGAAGGACCUGCAAGGGACAAUCACAGACUGGGAAUGGAACAGGAGAAGGUGCAACAGGGAAUACAACAGGAGAAGGUGCAGCAGGUAGCAGUGGUGGUGUACAAAAUGGAGUUAGGAACAAAGGAAAAAGCCCCAUGCUUUGA
This is a messenger RNA of Lactuca saligna, 2994 nucleotides long. NCBI's taxonomy places the organism in Eukaryota, Viridiplantae, Streptophyta, Magnoliopsida, Asterales, Asteraceae. The record is from the annotation of a GenBank genome assembly.